AGGCCACUAACAAAUAAGACUUGACUGACAGAACUGUUGUCAUGGUCCACAGUACGUGAUUAUCUGUGUAUGUCUCACAAGGCCAUCGCCUCAUCGCCAGUGGGCUGGAUUUUGUACCAAUUUGUGAGGACGAAGAAGUAGAGCACAAUGUCGGUGUUGAAGGAAUGUAGCAGGCUGGCUAGGAUAACAUCGAGAAGUAGAAGAUUUCCUUCGAUAAUACAACAAACCCGUCCUAUUUCCAUCGUCAGAUCGCAUCGCCUUAUUUGCAGAAAAAUAGCAAACCCUGAAAAACUCCUCGCUGUCAAAUAUGCCCAAUGGAACCCGAAUAUCGUCAAAUCUCCUUUUCCAGACACGCCUUUGCCGAAGACGACGUUUACCGACCAUCUUUGGUCGUGGAUCGACAGAUGGCACAAUCAUACAGCAUUGGUUUGCGGUGUAACAAGGCGAGAAGUGACGUACAAAGAGUUGAGAAACGAAUGCAGAAAGUUUGGAGUAGCCCUUUUAAAAGAUCUUGGAGUUAAACCCGGCCAAGUCAUAGCAACGAUUCUGCCUAAUAUCAUUCAACAUCCUCCCGUAAUGUUCGGUGCCAUCGAAGCUGGUGUUAUCGUCACUCCUGUAAAUCCAGCUUACAAGGCAGACGAGAUCGCUUAUCAAUUAAAAGACUCGGGGGCAGUCCUCGCGGUAACUUAUCCAGACAAACUCGAAACUUUGAAAGAAAUCAAAGAGAAGUUCGACUUCCCGGAUUUACAAAUCGUCCUGACUCCGGGGAUGGAAGAUCCGUACCCUGAAGGUGUUAAAAGCUACGAUGAACUUGUCUCCAACGCGGAUCCGGAUCUGCUGUACGACCUCAAGCCGAAAAAGUUCUCAGGCGAGGACACAAUUGUGAUUCCAUAUUCUAGCGGAACGACGGGUCAACCUAAAGGUGUCUGUUUGUCCAAUAACAACAUAAUUGCAAACCUGGUCGCCAUGCACGCAGUGAAAGAUAUCGAAGUCUCUUCAGGCAAUUUCCAAGAGGUUUUGCCAGUGAUACUGCCUAUAUUUCACAUUUACGGAUUCGUGAUCGUCCUUUGUCAAGCGUUGUCCUUAGGCGCUAAACUAAUCAUGAUGCCAAAAUUUGAAGAAACGAAGUUCUUAAACGCGCUUAAAGACUACGGGGCGACGGUACUCUACGUGGCCCCUCCUUUACUCCUUUAUAUAGGAAACAGCACCAACACGACAACAGAUCAUCUUAAAUCCGUUAGAUUAAUCAUAAAUGGGGCCGCUCCUGUCGGAGAAUCGGACAUCCAGAAGUGUUUGCAAAAGUUUUCUGAAGAUGUCUUUUAUAAACAAGGAUACGGGCUGACCGAGACUGCCCCUGUUGUCUGUAAUAUGAUCAAGGGAAAAAAGCUGUACGCCUCGGUUGGACCGCCGGUUGCAAACACGUCUGUCAAAAUCAUGGACAUUCAGACAAAACAAGCCCUGGGAAACAACGAAGAAGGAGAAAUCUGCGUAAAAGGACCCCAGGUGAUGAAAGGAUACCUCAACAGGCAGAAAGAAACUGAUGAAGUUUUAGACAAAGAUGGUUGGCUUCACACAGGUGAUGUUGGAUAUUACGACGAAGAAGGAUUCGUCUACAUAACAGACAGACUCAAAGAGUUGAUCAAAGUCAAAGGAUUUCAAGUCCCUCCUGCAGAACUGGAAUCCGUUUUGAGGAGCCAUCCCGACGUCGAGGACGCCGGGGUGAUCGGCGUUCCCCACGACAAAUACGGUGAAACCCCAGUCGGCUUCGUCCAGCUAAAAGCCGGCGGGAAAGCGGACUCAAACGUUUUGAAAAGAUUCCUCAAACAAAAACUGGCGAGUUUCAAACAAAUUCACAACUUCGUCUUCGUCGACGCUAUACCGAAAAGCGCAUCCGGUAAAAUUUUAAGAAGAGAGCUGAGGUCUCAUUACCAAAAGAACUAGACCGAUGAGAAAUUUAUCUCUUGUUUUGACUCAUUUUUUACCGAAUUUUAUACUAUAAAAUAAUCUAAGUUACAAUUAAAUUUAAAAUCAGAAGUAGUUAGUUUAAAAAAUUUUAAAUAUUUUUUCUUAUAUUUUGUAUUAUAUACCUAAUAAGAACAUAGUCAUGUUAUUUGAGACUGCUAUUGUAUUGCUACAAAUAAAUAGAUACACAGGUU
Cimex lectularius (bed bug) is the source of this 2156-nucleotide messenger RNA. RefSeq names its product 4-coumarate--CoA ligase-like. Gene Ontology annotation, biological process: fatty-acyl-CoA biosynthetic process; long-chain fatty acid metabolic process. Gene Ontology annotation, cellular component: mitochondrion. The transcript is spliced from 9 exons. Gene Ontology annotation, molecular function: long-chain fatty acid-CoA ligase activity. NCBI's taxonomy places the organism in Eukaryota, Metazoa, Arthropoda, Insecta, Hemiptera, Cimicidae. The coding region runs from base 148 to 1941 and encodes 597 amino acids. The record is from RefSeq and is a predicted model, not a curated record.